AUGGGAAUGAAAAGUUUGAACGUGAUAUCAUGGCAUUAUCAGACACCUGAAAGAAGAGCUCUAAAAAGAAAUCGAUUAGGACCACCCGAUGUUUAUCCGCAAGAUGUAAAACAGGAAGAAGAUAAUUUAGGAGCCGAUCGUUUGAAAAAAGGUUAUCAAGUUGCUGUGACAUCUUAUGAACAUGAAUCAAUUGUUUAUAACGUAAAGAUGCCACGAUUGGAUCGUUUGGAUGAUACGAUGUUACGUGGAGCACAGUUAGUAAUGCAAAUAAUGGCAAAAAAAAUGGAAUUAAAUGCAAAUCUUGAUAAAGAAAGAAGGCGUGCCGGAAGUGUUAUUACUAAAGAUAGUACUGGAAGCGGAGGGAAUGGUGUAGGAGGUGGCCCACAAAUAUAUUUCCAACAGUUUAGCCAUAAUGCGGAAAAAGCGAAGAAAUCAAAGGAAAGAAAUGACUGGUUCACUGAUUUAGCUCAUGGCAAACCUUUAGCAGUGUUAGCCCGGAAACCACCAUUUUUUCGCAAAAAGGAAGAUGCAUUGGAAUACUUAUGUGAUUAUAAAGUACCAGUUAAUCGAGCACUAUGGUUCCUAAAACUAAUUGCUGUCAGUGGUCAAGGAUGUAAUAGUAACGUGAACAAACAGAAAAAAUCUACUACUGACCAGCUGGCUUCCGAAUUCGCAUCCCUUUUUACGAAAUAUAUAAAGUUAAUGCUUAAUCAGAUGAGCGAUAGCGCCAAACUAGAAUCGAACAUUGUUUAUACUGAUCGAUGGCCACAUUUUGUAUACAUUUGUAAACAUGCAUACGAGGAUGGAAUGGUUGAGAAGCAAGAAUUUUUGAUGGAUUUAUUGGAUAUAUUCAAUGACCGGUUUGUGCAGCCUAUUGAAAAUCGUAAAAAUGACAAGACAUUAAUUCAUCCUUUUUUGCAUCAUGGAUCCGGAUUCGCUUCAGCUUCAAGUACCAAUCAGUCCCAUUAUGUCACAUUGUUACGUCUUUUUCUUCUAUUUAUUUGUCAAUACACGGAUCAAAUUACACAAAAUAUAGUAUUAUCGAAAAGAUGUGCAUUUUUGGUAUGUCAUAGAUUGGAACUGUAUCGAGACGAAGCUGAGGAGCGGGAAGGAAGAUCAGUGGAUUGUGUUGAGCUAUUCGAUGAUAUGCAGCAAUGCAUUCAUCAGCGUGCAAUAAUUUUGACACUUUGUGGUAUGCUCUAUGCUAUAUUAAUUGAUUGCCCUGCUGCUCUGAUAUGGAAUAAAUACGAAGUUUCACCAGGACGUCCGCCAACAAUGCUUCAUCAAUUGUGCGGUUCACCACUGGAUCAUCUGCCUUGUCCGUUCGAAAGCCUUCCUUUACCACCAGGUCACGGUACUGAGCGAUUGCAGGAGUUCAUUCAACUUCGGUUGGCUGAAGUACGACGUCGUUCUCGUGCUUGCGAAAAUAAAUGGUCAUUGAAUUAUGCACAGAAGAAGGGAUUUGCAGCUUUGGUUUUGCAAUGUCUGGAAAUAGUUGGCGUACUUGAUGCUGCACGUCUGGACCAACCAAACUGCGUCGAAAAAAUCUAUGCAGUGAUUUUUAACGGACCGUCCAAAGAAAGCUUUGAGCACGAACAUGCAAUCCGCGUGAAGAUGCUUCUACAGUGGGCAGUAACAGUAGAAAGGGAAGGUACUCAUCGUGCUAUACUUGUCGCUCAGCUGCUUGCAUUCCGGAUUAAUCAUCGAAAAACGUUUAAAUUUGCUCGGUUGCUUAAAAUAAACCUUAAGAUAACCCUUAAGAUAGCUGGUAUAAAAAAGCCUUAUAUUAGCUGUCGAAAGAAAGCAGUUAAUAUCAGUUUUGAUCUAACACAUAUCGGUUCGUUAACUCUGCAAGAAAUAUUGUUAGAGUUUCUUGUGACAGAAGGGCCGGAUCCAGAAAAUACCGACAAAAACCGUUUUUCUCAAGAGUUUGCUAAUCUAAUGCUUCUGUUUAUUGAGUUGCAACGUGCUGGUGUUUUUUCCCAUGAUUUAUAUAUGAAGGAAUUAAUUCGGACUGGUGAAAUGUUGGAAUAUAUACCAUUAAUGCAAAAAAUCAGGAAACGUAAGGAAGAUAAACAAAAACAGCAUCAACAGUUAUCGAACACGGUUGCAUUUCCGUCGACAUUUGUAUCUCAACCAAAUGAAACAACUGCAGCGCUCUUAACAGGAGCAGUAACGACACCACCUCCACUUGUAACGAUGCCGUCUGAAUUACCCGACGAGCACCCAUUUUUGUUUAAAGAUUUAUCGGUGCAUGAACGGCUAUUGAUACAUUUACCCAUUCCGCAGUCAGCUGAAUAUAGAAGCGAAUGCAAUCAGAGAUCUCUUCUACUAUAUGGAAUUGGUGCGGAACGUGACGCUGUGAAACUGGAAUUGAGGCGUUUGGCACGUGAAUUAGCAAAACUUUGGCAAAAGCGAAUUGUUGUCGAAUUUUCUUUUAAUAAACCGUUGGAAAUUCGAUUUAAAAAGCGAACUACACGUGAACAACUUCAAGAAAGCAUGGCUAAAUUCAGAUCAUGUACAUACUAUGAUCAACUUGUUCUUUGUGGCUGGUGCUGUGAAUCUUUCAUUCAAAUGGUGCAGGAUUUUGUUGAUGGACACAGUUGCCUAUUGCCGACCGCUGAAGGGCUUGAUAUCAUCUUAGAAAUGUGUGAGCUAGCACAGAAUAUUGCGGGUAUUAUGGAGCUCGCUGAAGAGUUACUACCUCUAUUAGUAUUAAUUGAACGAGUACUUCUGGAGCGUCGUGUUGACUGUGUUCCAAGUAAUUUAUCAGCUCAACUUGGUUAUGUUCUAACUGCAUACAUUUCUCAUAAUUAUUAUUACUUUCUGUACUCUCAAAAUGCACCCAAUAUUGUACAAGGAUUAUACCGGGUAAUUGAAAGUCAGCUGAAAUCAUCAGAUUUUUGUUUAACAGGAUGGGGACGUACUAUUGCUGUUUUUGUACUCGAUGCAAAGAAACAACUCAUUGAAACUGGUUUGUGUAGUCGUAAAAUUGAAGCAAAACGCGAACUGCUAAAACGGGUGAUACCGCCGUGGAAACCGGCGCACAAUAUUGGCGAUAGGAAUCCAUGUGGAGGACAGCGAUAUGCGUAUAAUGCUAGCACUUUUAAAGAAUUGCUGGAGGAACCAAAGCGUAUAUUUUCCUUUAAUGAAUAUCGUCGUUUGCAUGCAGUUAUCGAUGGAACAGAUGAUGCACGAUACAGUUUUGUUGUCAGCGCAUUGCUUGCUGUAGUACACGGAAUUGGCAAUGUAGGCGGAAAUGAUAAUACGGGAAUUGGUAGUGGUUCAGCAGCAGUGGAACGACUUACAGGGGAUCGGUUGGUUGAAUUAGCGAAUAUUUGUGGGCAUGUUAGUGCUCAAGCAGCUCAAGUAGAGAAAUAUUUGGACUGGUGUGGUGCUCUUCAAGCACUUUGUUGUUCAAGUUUGCAAGGUGGGACUUCAGCAUUCCCGGAUCUCCUGAUGGAAAUUAAUGUAGAAGACUCAACAUGUCAUUAUAAUAUUGCGACAUUUUAUAUGCUUCUGGCGGGGCGUAGCUGUUUCAGUAUAAAUGCAUUGGUUCAUCAAUUAUUACAUACAGCCUUGAAGUCAUUACUUAACUGUGGAAUUGGCAAAGUACUAGAUGCGGAUGCAGAAGCUGGUGUUUGUUUAGCACUUUUGGUGCUAGCUAAUAUUGUAUGUCAAAGUGACCAACCAAUCAUUCUUUCACCGCAGUAUACUGGUGAGCGAAUCAGUUCGAACAUCUGUAAAGCGGAUCGAUGGAUCUUAACAGAAGGUCAUUUGCAUGAUAUAGGCGAUGAAGUUUGCGCACUGCUGGUUACAAUUUGUAUGAUUGCCGAUUACACCAAGCAUAAACUGAGAGAUCGAUACUCGGAUGAGUAA
Messenger RNA from Brugia pahangi, 3879 nucleotides. The record is from the annotation of a GenBank genome assembly. Lineage: Eukaryota; Metazoa; Nematoda; Chromadorea; Rhabditida; Onchocercidae.